AUUGGUAAAGGUACUGGGACCAAGGUAGAACGGAACUCCCUGUUCUCGCGGGAGCUAGAGGCGGGACUGCCACGUCCGAGCAAACCGGGAAAGGAGAGGAUCCCGGAGCCGCGUGAUGGCCAGAGGCCUGGGGGCCCCCCACUGGGUGGCCGUGGGACUGCUGACCUGGGCGGCCUUGGGGCUGCUAGUGGCCGGACACGGGGGUCAUGGCGACCUGUACGAAGACCUGCACGAGGACUUCCAGGGCCACAGCCACAGGCACUCACAUGAGGAUUUCCACCAUGGACACAGCCAUGCCCCUGGCCACACUCAUGAGAGCAUCUGGCAUGGGCAUACCCACGGUCACGACCAUGGACAUUCGCAUGAGGAUUUGCACCAUGGCCAUAGUCAUGGCCACUCUCAUGAGAGCGUCUACCACCGAGGACAUGGACAUGAUCAUGAGCACAGCCAUGCAAUCUAUGAGGAGUCUGGGGCUCCAGGCAUCAAACAGAACCUGGACACUGUCACUCUCUGGGCCUAUGCACUGGGGGCCACAGUGCUGAUCUCUGCAGCUCCAUUUUUCGUCCUCUUCCUUAUCCCCGUGGAGUCAAACUCCCCUCGGCACCGCUCUCUGCUCCAGAUCUUGCUGAGUUUUGCUUCGGGUGGGCUCUUGGGAGAUGCCUUCCUGCACCUCAUCCCUCAUGCUCUGGAACCUCAUUCUCACCACCCUCUGGAGCAGCCUGGACAUGGACAUUCCCACAGUGGACAGGGCCCCAUUCUGUCUGUGGGACUGUGGGUCCUCAGUGGAAUUGUCGCCUUUCUCGUGGUGGAGAAAUUUGUGAGACAUGUGAAAGGAGGACAUGGACACGGACAUGGACACGCUCACGGUCACACACAUGGAAGACAGGGGCGUCCUUCAAAGGAGAAACAGAGCUCAGAGGAAGAAGAAAAGGAAGCAGGGGGGUCGAGGAAAAGCAGAGGAGGGAGCACAAGGCCCAAAGACAGGCCAGUGAAACCUCAGAACUCUGAAGAGGAAAAAGCAGGUUCAGACCUACGUGUAUCGGGGUACCUGAAUCUGGCUGCUGACCUGGCACACAACUUCACGGAUGGUCUGGCCAUUGGUGCUUCGUUUCGAGGGGGUCGGGGACUGGGGAUCCUGACCACAAUGACUGUUCUGCUACAUGAAGUGCCCCAUGAAGUCGGGGACUUUGCCAUCUUGGUCCAGUCUGGCUGCAGCAAAAAGCAGGUUGGUGAAGGUGUGCACCAAACAUGGUUGCCUCAAGCCUUUUAUCCCCCGCUAACCCACCCCAAACCCAGACUGCCACCCGUUAGUUCCGAACAAGUUGUACUACAGGUAUACCUCGUUUUAUUGCACUCCUUUAUUACACUUAGCAGAUAUUGCGUUUUUUACAAAUUUAUAGCAACCCUGCUUCAGCAAGUCUAUGGAUACAAUUUUUCCAACAACACUAGUUUACUUCAUGUCUGUGUCACAGUUUGAGUAAUUCUUGAAACAUUUCAAACUUCGUUAUUAUCAUACUUGUUACGUUGAUCUGUGAUCAGUGAUCUCUGAUGUUACUAUAGCAAAAAGAUUGCAACUUGUUGAAGGCUUACGUGAUGGUUAGCAUUUUUUAUCAGUAGAGUAUUUUUUUUGUGUGUGGUACGCGGGCCUCUCACCGCCGCGGCCCCUCCCGUUGUGGAGCACAGGCUCCAGAC
Aethalodelphis obliquidens (Pacific white-sided dolphin) is the source of this 1692-nucleotide messenger RNA. RefSeq names its product zinc transporter SLC39A7-like. The record is from RefSeq and is a predicted model, not a curated record. Bases 116 to 1477 code for a protein of 453 amino acids. Gene Ontology annotation, biological process: zinc ion transmembrane transport; intracellular zinc ion homeostasis. NCBI's taxonomy places the organism in Eukaryota, Metazoa, Chordata, Mammalia, Artiodactyla, Delphinidae. Gene Ontology annotation, molecular function: zinc ion transmembrane transporter activity. The transcript has 7 exons. Gene Ontology annotation, cellular component: membrane.